AUGUUUGUUCUGGAGUACCUAGACGAAUGGAUGCCCUUGCGUAAUUAUAUCUCUACACCUGGAAAACUGCCGGAAGAUGGAGCACGCAGGCUUAAGCUUCAGUUAGUGAAAGCAGUUGAACAUUGCAUAAAGCACGGGGUGUUUCACAAUGACAUCCAUUUUGGAAACAUCUUGGUGGACAGUGAAGGUGUACAACUGAAGUUAAUUGACUUUGGGAUUUGCCGUCUAAUCAAUGACGCUGCAUACAAAUCCAAAGGACAUAAAGGAGCACCUGAGAAAUAUUCUGAGUUCAUACACAGGUGGUUCUGGAUCUGGCCAGUCCUGCAACAAAAGCCAGCAUCAGUCUGGACCACACCAAACCAAAAGCACUUAAAGCGCCCCUUUGACUGCAUCCGGACGGACAAAGUGGGGACAGUGCCAGAUCCACAGCCUCCAGUCAGUUCGAGCAAUCCUUCUUCAAAGGAUUCCUCAGAUCUGGCCAGUCAGUCGAAGGUGGUUAAAGGUGGUCCAGAAGAACCAACAUCACUUGAAGAUUACCUCCGGAAAAAAAAAAAAGAUGUGGAGCACCAUGUGAUGCUUCCACACAGGGCAGAUCAGGCAAAUCCUGAUGCCACGGAUAAAGCCAGUCUGCCUAUUUCCAAGACUCGUGUGAGUCUUGAAGGAACUGACGUGCAUGUCGGGCAAUCUAAAUAUCCGAUGCCGGAUGUGGCCAAAAAUCCAGCGGCUAAAGUGUCCAAAAUUCCUGGGCCUGAAAGUGCUGGUCAGCAGAGACAGAAAAAAACGGUUAAACCAAGCCCCAAAUGUCUUCUGCCAAAAGGUCCUGAAUCUUUUAAUGCUGAUUAUGAGCUUCAUGAUCAGGACGGCAUCAAUAGCAAUGUUGUCACAGGAAUCCGCACAGCUGAUGGCAAAGAGGUCACCAUCAAGCGUGUGGAGUUGGAUGACAAAGACGUUAUUCAUUAUGUAAGUCACCAAAGCUAA
This is a messenger RNA of Paramisgurnus dabryanus, 978 nucleotides long. RefSeq lists its product as uncharacterized. NCBI's taxonomy places the organism in Eukaryota, Metazoa, Chordata, Actinopteri, Cypriniformes, Cobitidae. Gene Ontology annotation, biological process: negative regulation of apoptotic process; protein autophosphorylation; regulation of mitotic cell cycle. Gene Ontology annotation, molecular function: protein serine/threonine kinase activity; ATP binding. The record is from RefSeq and is a predicted model, not a curated record. Gene Ontology annotation, cellular component: cytoplasm.